AUGGCUACUCCUCGGGAUGUCACCAUUGAUAGACUCAAUGGGAACUGGACUUUGAGCAAAAGCUUGUCAAGUGAAUUAGAUCUCAUCUUCAAACUUCAAGGGAUUAACUGGCUCCUCCGCAAGGCCAUCUCCUUAACAGACAUCAAUCUCAAAAUCUGCACAUCUCACACUUUGAAUUCUGAAACGGGGGAAUCUGUCGCUAAAAUCGAAUUCCUACAAUCCCCAUCUAUCGGCAGCCUUGCUUCAACUACUGAGGUGCGCGUGCUAAACUGGGAGGCACAGACGCAUUUCGAUUACUUUUUUGGGGAGGUAGUGUGUCGGAGCUGCUUUGUCCGAGCCUCCCCUACCACUCAGGAUGAUGGUUGCCUGAGACCAGAUUUUGAGUUGCAAGUUGGGCAGUUAAAUAUCGAUGCUAAAUUGUUUCUCAGCGGAGAAACAUCUGCAUCCGGAGUUAAAAGUCAUGCUUCCUCGGAUGGAUUCCUUGUGGAGCAACCAGGAAUUGACCAGGCUUGUAAUCAGGGGUUGUGGGUGCAUACGCAUGAGAGAAACCUGGGUUCGGGUUGGGAAGUAGAGCAGAUCUGGGGCUUCGAAAUGAUCAACGAGAAGCGGUACUUCACGCGCAGACUGGUCGUCACUGGAGCUAAAGGGCGAUAUCUCUGCGGAAAGUUGGUCUACGACUUCAACAGGUAUAGCAGCUAA
This is a messenger RNA of Penicillium odoratum, 699 nucleotides long. RefSeq lists its product as uncharacterized. NCBI's taxonomy places the organism in Eukaryota, Fungi, Ascomycota, Eurotiomycetes, Eurotiales, Aspergillaceae. Bases 1 to 699 code for a protein of 232 amino acids. The record is from RefSeq and is a predicted model, not a curated record. The transcript has 4 exons.